Molecule: messenger RNA, 3102 nt
Organism: Papaver somniferum (opium poppy)
Lineage: Eukaryota; Viridiplantae; Streptophyta; Magnoliopsida; Ranunculales; Papaveraceae
Exons: 4
Coding region: 1-3102 (1033 amino acids)
Source: RefSeq, a predicted model, not a curated record
AUGCGGGUAUUCUACUGGAAUAUCAAUGGUGUUGCGAAACCUAAUGCGCAACCUAAGCUUAGAGAGCUAGUUCAAGAGUUUCAACCUGAGAUUCGGUAUAUUGUGGAACCAAAGAGAAAAAAAGGUGGCAUAGAGACUAGAACAUCGGUCAUUAAUGAAUUUAGUGAUUGGAUGGAGAAUAAUAAUUUGUUUGAAGCUGAUGCUCUUGGUUGCAACUUUACUUGGACUAAUGGUCAGUCAGGUCAUCGCAGAAUUAUUAGCAAACUCGAUCGUCCUAUUAUCAAUCCAGCGUGGCUAGAUAAGUUUGAGAAUUGGCGGUGUAAAUCCCUUCCUAGAGAAGUUUCCGACCAUUCAACUUUAAUUGGUUUCCCUUUUGCUGUCCUUAGGCCGAAACGUGCUCCAUUUCGAGUCCAAAAGAUGUGGUUUCUUCAUGCAGACUUCAUGCGCAUGGUUUCUGAAAACUGGAACCUACCGGUUUUUGGAAACCCAGAUUUUAUCUUUACCUUUAAAUUAAAGAGGCUCAAAGUUGAGAUGAAUACUUGGAAUUUACGGGUCUUCGGAAACAUUCAUUCUCGUCUCAAGCAGGACAAGCUGAGGUUUGAAACGACAGCAAGGAUUUCAGAUGAAGACCCCCCAAAUAUUCCUAAUUUGAAGGCUAUGAAAUAUGCUAUGUCUACUCUGCAUGAAACCAAGCUGCAACAUACUACCAUCCUAAAACAGAAAGAGAGAAAUAAUUGGCUGGUGGAUGGGGCUAGUAACACAACCUUCUUUCACAACUGUAUUCGUGCUCGAAGAAAUAAUAAUGUGAUUUUUGAAUUGGUCGACAAUGAAGGUGCGGUUAUUUCUGACAAUACUCUUUUGGGGAAUCAUGUGAUUACUUACUAUGAAGAAAAGUUUAAUGGGACUGAGGAUAAUAUUGACAGUAGUUUGUUUGACUAUGAACAUAAAACCGUAACUCCUGAAGAAAGUCUUGGGAUGGAUGUGAUUCCUUCACAAGAGGAAAUUAAAAGUGAAGUUUGGGAUUUGGGAGCUGACAGUGCUCCAGGUCCGGAUGGGUAUUCUGGAUGUUUUUAUCGUCAUUGCUGGGACGUUAUUCAUGAAGACCUUAUUCGGGCUAUUAUUUAUUGCUGGAAUUUGAAACACAUUCCGAAUAGGACAAAUUCUAGUCUUCUGAUUCUUUUGGCUAAGGUGCGUGGGGCUAAUACUCUUCGUAAUUUUAGGCCAAUUUCCUUGAGUAAUUUUUUCUUCAAGAUUUUUACUAAGAUCUUAGCUACUCGUUUGGGUAGAGUUUUGGAUAAACUUGUUUCUGAAGAACAGGUUGCUUUUAUGAAAGGGCGUAAUAUUCACGAGAAUAUUUCUUUGGCGUUGGAAAUGGUUAAUGAGCUUCAUAUUAAAAGGAAAGAUGGCAACUUAGGUUUGAAACUUGAUAUUUCUCAAGAUUUUGACACGGUAAGUUGGUCUUUUGUUCUCGAAGUUUUUAAACAGUAUGGUUUCUCAGAGUCCUGGUACUUGUGGAUUUUUAAUAUACUUCAAUCAGCUAGAAUUUCUAUUCUUCUGAAUGGUAGCCCAGAAGGCUUUUUCAGUAUCAAUAGGGGGCUGAGACAAGGUGAUCCUUUGUCUCCUCUUAUUUUUGUGCUUAUUGAAGACGUCUUGAGCCGUAAUAUUUCGAACCUUUUCAAUGAAGGUAAGAUGACUCACAUGGUUACGCGUAAACGCAUCUCCCCUACUCAUCUUUUCUUUGUUGACGAUAUUAUGAUCAUUUGCAAAGGCAAUAUGAAGAGUGUGCAUAAUCUUAUUCAUCUUCUAGAGGUUUAUCAGCGAGCUUCUGGGCAAACUGUUUGUCGACAAAAGAGUAAGGUGUAUUAUAGGUUUAUCAGCGAGCUUCUAGGCAAACUGUUUGUCGACAAAAGAGUAAGGUACAAACACAUUAGUAAUGUUAUAGACAAGAUCAAAAAUCAAGUUGCUGACUGGAAAGGGCGUUUGCUUUCUUUUCAAGAUCGGAUUGUUCUUGUGAAAUUGGUUAUAUCUAGCUACUCUAUUCACAAUAUGACUGCUUACAAAUGGCCCCGUAAAUUUAUUUUACAAUGUGAAAGAGCUAUAAGAAAAUUCAUCUGGACGGGAAACUCUAAUACUAAACGAUUGUUUGUGGUUGGCUAUGACAAGGUGGAAGAAAACACUAGGGUGUUUAUUGGAGAUGGUCGUACUACGUCGUUUUAUUAUGACAACUGGUGUGCAAAUAGGAGCAUAGCAAGCAUUUUACAGCGAGGGGACUUGAACAGAAAUGUCCGAGUCAGUGAACUUUUAGUGGAUGGUGCUUGGGUGAUCAGUGACGUGCAUAGACUUUGGAUUGAAGCAGCAGGGAUUGAUCUCAUUAAUUUACCUAGGCCAACUAACGAAGAAGAUGUUAGAAUUUGGAUGCCUGAUUAUAAAGGAAAGUUCACAGUCCGAUCAGCUAGGGAGAUUAUCAGACCUCAUCUGCAGGUUUUUGAAGGUGCAAAUCUUCUCUGGAGAAAAAGUAUCCACCCUACUCUUGCUGCUCAGAAUUGGAAGAUACUUCGAGGUGCGUGUGCCACUCUUGAUCAGGUUCGUUCCCGUUUUAAAAUUGAAAUGCCUACAAAAUGUGUUAUGUGCUCUUCUGCGGAGGAAUCUCUGGAACACAUUUUGUGGACCUGUAAUUUUGCUGCUAAGGCCUGGACAUGGCUUGCGGACAUUUUUGGUUUGAUGCCUCAUGCUAAUCUGAUGGUGAUGUAUAAGGAAGCUAAAGGUCGUAAUCGAAUGAUCAAGGACCUAUGGUUACUCUCUACUCUGGUUAUUAAAUUUGAACUGUGGUUCACUAGGAACAAACGAGUUUAUGAAAACAAGAAGCCAGACUGGCCGUUGUUUUACAAGAGAGUUUUGUACCAGAUUCAGGAUUAUUCAGUUAGGCUGACUGGGAAGAUGCGAAACUGUUGUGAAGAUUUGAGGAUAAUGGAUUUUUUCCGAGUAAGGCAUAGAAGUGUGAAUCACCAGGAAGCAGUGGAAGUUAUUUGGAGGGCGCCGGCUUUUGGUAAUCUCCUUCUGUGCUGUGACGGGGCAGCUGUUGGUAACCCCGGUAAUGCAUGA